This is a messenger RNA of Mycena indigotica, 2178 nucleotides long. RefSeq names its product Pkinase-domain-containing protein. Bases 1 to 2178 code for a protein of 725 amino acids. Gene Ontology annotation, cellular component: cytoplasm; nucleus. The record is from RefSeq and is a predicted model, not a curated record. Gene Ontology annotation, biological process: protein phosphorylation; meiotic recombination checkpoint signaling. The transcript is spliced from 10 exons. Gene Ontology annotation, molecular function: protein serine/threonine kinase activity; protein binding; ATP binding. Lineage: Eukaryota; Fungi; Basidiomycota; Agaricomycetes; Agaricales; Mycenaceae.
AUGAGCGACGACCAAGCCCAAUUCGAGGACCUGCAGCAAACACAGCCGGACGAGCCUACCCAGCCCUCUGAGGUAGAUCCAUCAACUGUCGAGCCCACCGACGAACUCUGGGGGUACCUUCACCCUUGCGCAAGCCACCGACUAAAACGAAUCGACUUCUUCAAAAGUCAACCGGAAGUCAGCAUUGGUCGCAACAAUUCCAAUAUGGUCAUUCUCCCCGGUUUUAAAAUCAGCAACUUCCAUGCUGACCUUAAAUGGAAUCAACAAGACGCGGGCCUCUCAGAGGUCACCAUAAUGGACAAGUCUAGCAACGGGACAUAUGUGUGCAAAGGUCAAAAGAGAAUAUUGAAAGACGGCAACGAGAUCGCAUUCGGAGUGGCUCAUCUCACAACGGAAGAGGAAGGACUAUAUGACUACCGAUACGUCUUCAGAGAUUUUGUCUCCGGAUCAGCCAAACGCGCACUCUACACCUAUUAUGACCUUUCGCACCAACUUGGGAAAGGCUCCUUCGCGACAGUCUAUCGAGCGCUACAUCGCGCGUCGGGUCAGUGGGUCGCAGUAAAGGUGAUUCAUGAGACAAAACGACAAGGCAGUACCGCCGCGGCAAAUAGCAUCACCAUGUUUAGCCGUGAAAUUAAAAUCAUGGAGAAUUUACAACAUCCAAAUAUAUGCAUGUUGCGAGAAGUCUUUUGGAACACAAACGGGAGCAUCGAUCUUGUCCUCGAGCUGGUUGAAGGUGGAGACCUACUUGACUUUAUUUUAGGGCACAAUGGACUCACGGAGCCUAUGUCGCAACACAUCACUUACCAGCUUUGUCAAGCUCUCGCGCAUAUUCAUUCCAAAGGUAUUACUCAUCGCGAUCUCAAGCCAGAGAAUGUCCUUCUCACAAAGGAAAACCCUCCCGUCGUGAAAGUUGCGGACUUUGGUUUGGCUAAGAUUGUCGAUAGCAUGACUAUGCUCCGCACAAUGUGUGGAACUCCGUCAUACCUGGCGCCGGAGGUCGUUACCCAACAGAACCAUAGUGGGUACGACUCGUUGGUCGACAGUUGGAGUGUCGGUGUCAUAGUGUUCUGCAUGCAAGUCCCCUUCGUUUUGUUCCUUAUACGUGCUUACCCAGACAUAAGGAUUACCAAUACGACACCUUUCAUCGAAAACUCCGUCGGUGAUUUGCGCACCAAGAUCGCCGAGAGGACUAUUGACUGGACACAACUGGACAACCAAUGCUGGACAGACCACAACGAGAAUACGGUCUAUCUCUCUGUGCUAGCAAAAGACUUUAUUAGGCAGCUCCUCGAGUUUGACCCACAGGAUCGAUUACAGCUUAGUGAUGCGCUUCGUCAUCCAUGGUUCCACGGCUUCCGGUUCUACUACGCAGACAAAAUUAAAUAUCCUCCGUCGGACGAACCAGACAUGACGAACCAGACUUCCUCUGGAGGACUCUCGCGAGAUGUGUCGAUGCAAAGUGUCACGACUACUUUCAGUUUCAGUGGGCAUAGCGAAACUGAUUCGGUCAGCCAAGGUCUACAAGACCUCAGACUAUUCACCCAACGCGCUAUUAAUCGCUCGGAGCCAGAGAAGGAGGCCAAUGGUUUCCACGAUCAUGUUCUGAACAGCAAUGGCAACACACCCCCUCCUACCGAUACACCUCUACCAACGCUUCAUAAAAACGGACUCAAUCGACGCAGCGACGUUCUCCGACACGCAAAGGUCGUGGGCUCACAGCUCCUUGAGCCAUCAUGGGAAAUGGUGGAAUUUGCAAAUUCACAAUCAUCUCAGAAUGGGCACGGUGCACCUUCCAAGACACCUUCAUUAACGGCCACGGGGAAAGCCGCCGCCAGCACUUCAAAGACUCCACGGCCUUCGAGCUCGAAUGGCAAGGGCCCGAACAAGCGAGUUCACUCAGAGUUGACGCCGUUACCAGAGGAAAGCGGAUUAACGAACGGGUAUACGGCAAAUAGCAGCCCACUGAGUAGCCCUGGUCCUGACUCCGACGAUGAAGAAGUAGUGCAGCAGCCAGUCAAAAAGCGUGGACGUGGUAGCUCUGGUGCAACUCCGACUAUUGCAAGAACCAAACGAGGCUCUGCAAAGCCCGCGAGUUCCCGCAAAGGAAAGGGUAGCGCAGGUGAAGAGACACCGUUGAGGCGGUCCACUCGCUCGACGGUGGCGAGCAAGCGAUGA